AUGUCGAUGUUCCUCAACCCAUAUGCAAACCAAGAAGUGGACGAACAGAAGCUCAGCAUUGCACAGGUGCAGUUCGACGCCAUGAACGCGUCGUUCGGCGCGAUGCUACGAGCGUGCCAGGAGAAGUGCAUCCCACACGAGUACGGCGAAAGCGAGCUCAACAAGGGUGAGAUGUGCUGCACGGACCGGUGCAUCGCCAAGAUCCACUACGCAAACCGCCUGAUAGGCGGGCUGGCGCAGGCGCGGGGUGUGGGGCCGGACCAUCUGCGCCACUACGAAGCGUUCAAGAAGAGCUAG
Messenger RNA from Lachancea fermentati, 297 nucleotides. NCBI's taxonomy places the organism in Eukaryota, Fungi, Ascomycota, Saccharomycetes, Saccharomycetales, Saccharomycetaceae. The record is from the annotation of a GenBank genome assembly.